This is a messenger RNA of Conger conger (European conger), 4738 nucleotides long. It is a transcript of the gene adam9a, whose product is annotated as ADAM metallopeptidase domain 9. The record is from RefSeq and is a predicted model, not a curated record. The transcript has 23 exons. Lineage: Eukaryota; Metazoa; Chordata; Actinopteri; Anguilliformes; Congridae. Gene Ontology annotation, biological process: proteolysis. The coding region runs from base 310 to 2754 and encodes 814 amino acids. Gene Ontology annotation, molecular function: metalloendopeptidase activity. Gene Ontology annotation, cellular component: plasma membrane.
UCUAUUCGAGUUCAAUGGAAUUCGUAGGCGCCUGAACAAACAGUUCAAGCUACAUAUCAAUGAAUCAGCAUAAUCUAUCAUUAUUGUAGUCACGUGGUAACGUUAUACGGAUAAACAAAGUAGCAACAUAGUGUGAUGUUAAUAUACUGUAACAAUUAACAAACAAGAACACAAUAAUGGCAAGAUAGACUGCUGGCGGUUUUCACAGUAUGUGGAAGAGGCACAUCGUUAACGUUACGGCUUGGAAGGCAACGCCUGGAUAAAGAAGAUAAGGGCGACAUUAUUUUCCCCUGCAUUGGAUUUAAGAAUAUGGGUGUAACGUUACCUCAACGGUGCAUUAAAGUAAUCUGGGUCCUUGGUUUGUUUUAUGGGCUCAGCGACAGUACUGAAAGCUCAGCCUCACACCAGACCUCCCAGCUGUCUGCAUAUGAAGUGACUGUCCCCAGACGGAUAGGGAAGCAGAGGAGAGACCUGGAUGGAGUGACCUCAGGCACGGUCUCCUAUGUCAUCCAUGCCCAGGGGAAGGACCACAAGGUCGUCCUGGAGAAGAACGAGCUCCUGCUUCCGGAUGACUUCACCGUGUACUCGUACGGAAAGGAUGGCGCUCUGGUUACAGAGAGGCCCCGCGUGCAGGAUCACUGUCACUACCAGGGUUAUGUGGAGGACAUGGAGGGCUCGUCUGUGGCCCUGAGUAUCUGCACAGGCCUGAGGGGUGUCCUGCACAUGGAGAAUGGGAGCUUCGGGAUCGAGCCCCUGGGGAACUCCACUGGCUUCCAGCACCUGCUGUACCGGCUGGAGGACGUGCGGACAGAACCGCUGACGUGUGGGACAGGUCACACGGAGACGGACCACACCCAUGACCACAACCACGACCACGAACCGCGUGCAGUCCCCGUCAGCCACCUGCUCAGAAGAAAACGGGCAGUGCUGCAUCAGACACACUACGUGGAGCUGCUACUGGUGGUGGACAAUGACAGAUUUAACUCCAUGCACCGGAACCAGACAGCAGUGCGCGAAGAAAUGGUCGAGCUUGCCAACUACCUCGACAUCAUGUAUGUAGCCUUAAACAUCCGCGUGGUUCUGGUGGGGCUGGAGAUCUGGAGCCAGGGGAACCCCAUAAACACGGAUGGCAGUGCGGGGGAGGUGCUGGGCCGCUUCGUCCAGUGGAGGGAGCAGAACCUGGCCAGCCGGCGGAGACACGACAGCGCCCAGCUCAUCCUGAAGAAGAAUUUCGGGGGCACAGCGGGGAUGGCGUUCGUCAGCACAGUGUGCUCUCGGAGUCACGGGGGCGGGAUCAACGCGUAUACCAACAACAACGUCCAGGUCUUUGCCUCCAUCGUGGCUCACGAACUGGGCCAUAACCUGGGCAUGAACCACGACAGGACUGACUGCGUCUGCACCACGGGGAGCUGCAUCAUGAACUCCGGAGCUACCGGCUCGCAGAACUUCAGCAGCUGCAGCGCCGACGACUUCGAGAGACUCAUCCUCCACAACGGCGGCAGCUGCCUGCUCAACAUCCCGCGGCCCGAGGAGGCCUACAGCGCCCCCUACUGCGGGAACAAGCUGGUGGACGUGGGGGAGGAGUGCGACUGCGGCUCCGACAAGGAGUGUGAGAAAGAUCCCUGCUGUGAGGCCAAGACCUGCAAGCUGAAAUCAGGCGCGCAGUGCGCCGAUGGAGUGUGCUGCAAACACUGCCAGUUCCUGCCAGGCGGGACUGAGUGCAAGAGCAGCAUGGAUGAGUGUGAUCUGCCCGAGUUCUGCAACGGCUCAUCCCCGCACUGCCAGGGCGACGUCUUCAAGCAGGACGGACACCCCUGCAAGGAGGGCCAGGCCUACUGCUACAGCGGGAAGUGCCAGCACUAUGACACGCAGUGCCAGGUUAUCUUUGGGGAGAAGGCCAACGCUGCCCCAGAACUCUGCUUCAAAGAUGUCAACUCGAAGGGAGACCGCUUCGGGAACUGCGGUUACCAGGGCCAGGGCUACAAGAAGUGCGAAAGCAGGAACGCCAUGUGCGGGAAACUGCAGUGCGAGAACGUGCAGAGCAAGCCGUUCAUCAUCGAGCCCUCCAUCAUCAAGACGCCCAUCGCUGGGACCAAGUGCUGGGGGGUGGACUUCCGGCUGGGCACGGACGUUUCUGACCCGGGCAUGGUGAACGAGGGGACCAAAUGUGCCGAGAACAAGGUGUGUUUAAAUUACCAAUGUGUGGACGUGGAGGUACUCAAAUAUGACUGCAACGUGCAAGAAAAAUGCCACGGUCAUGGUGUAUGCAACAGCAAUAAAAACUGUCACUGUGAAGAUGGCUGGGCCCCUCCCAACUGCGAGGCCAAAGGCUAUGGUGGCAGCAUUGACAGUGGCCCCACGUGGAACGAUAAGGACACGUCCACCAGGGACGGCCUGCUGGUCUUCUUCCUCCUGGUGCUGCCGCUGCUGGCCGCGGGCCUGUACGUCUUCUUCAGGAGGAACGAGCUGCGGCGCCGCUUCUGCAGGAAGAAGAGGUCCCAGGGCUACGAGGCCAACAGCAGAUCUCCAGCCCCCAGUGGGCAAGGGGCACCCCAAAGAGGCAACGCCAACAACAUCGUCAAGGACGGACACCAGGUUCAGUUAUUACCGCCAGAGGAGGUCGUACAGACGAACAGGUCUGCAUCUGCGCCAGCGUACGCCACCAAACCUCCGCCGCCUGCCCGUCCACGACCACCUGCUGCAACACAACUUGUGCCUCAAAGACCUGCCCCACCACCACCAUACAGCACAUGAGUGCAGGGGGUGGGAUCGAUCGAACUCUUCCCUGAAGCUUUUGAACCGCAGUCAGCCAAAAUGUAACUUAGACACGCAGUCACUUGAAAGAUAAACUCUGCCUGCAAUAAGGGACACUUGACAACCCACACAAGUCUCUGUUCUCAACGAGGCCUCUGAAGACCCAUAAUGCCAGGAGAGGAAAUUGGAGUUCAUGAGCAGUAGGACCACUGCUGUACUAACUGCCCGUCAAUAUCAAGUCAAGAUAUGCCAUAGGAAUGUCAAAAUUACACUUCUCAAGCCCUGGAAAACAUGAGAAAUGCUGUGUCAGUUUUUUUCAGUUCAGUUAUUUGAAUUCAAGUGUUACUGGACACCCCUAUUUCCAAAGUGGAAUGUAAACAAUGCACUGGUUUAUUUUCAAUUGGGGACAAAUGCAUCAUUUAACUUGGUUAGGUACUGCUAAUUGCCCUCAUACUGAGCAACACUGUGUAUCUUUUUUUCAAUAAUCUUAUCCAAAAUCACUGUUUUCGUUGUUUUCAGAAUAAUAUUGCCUCGAAUAGUUUUUACCUGAAUGUGAUUUUCAGGUUUUUUUAUUUUUUAUUUUUUAAUCUAUCCAAUUUGAUGUCCCCAAAACAUUCCACCCUAUCCAUUCAUACAUUUACUCUUUAUAUGCUCACUCAAGUUCAGUACUAUACAGGUUCUGGGUAGCUAAAGCCACGCGUGUGCAAUAAAUCAAAAGAUUGCCGUUAAGCCUCUGAGAUUCUGUGCAUCUGGAACAUGCUGGAUCUGUACAUUUCCCAUUCAGCUUUGGGGCAGACAGAAUCACCUGUGUGGUGAACAGCUGAAUGACUUGGACUCAUUGUUUUUAUGAAUGAUUUUGCAGUUUUGCGAGCCAGGCAGGAGAAGAGUCAGCCUGUAGCUCUGAUCCCAUUGUUGCUGUUUAAUUUGUUUUAUUUAAUGAAUUUGAAAAGGACAUUUGUUUAUAUUUUUGCCAACUUAGGUAUUACCUACACAGGUAAACUAUAGUCCAUGUAUCAGUCUUGCUUUUUAUAUAUAUAUUAUAAAUUUCAUGUUUCUGAUGUGGUUGUUGCUGACUGAUUUGACUGGGGAGUUGUUUUUUUGUCUAUGAUACUUGCUUGUUAAACAUGAUGUAUGGUCCAAAACAGUCCUUUUGUAUUUGCAUUGAUCCUAAGGGCUACGGGGCAUUGCACGAAAAUUUGACCAUCCCACGAAUGAAAAGCUAAACGACGUAAACGGAACCUGCCCAGAUCUUUUAAGGUUUGAGACAUUGAUUGUACAAGAUCCUUACUCUGCACUGUACCCUGGUGAACUGUUACUUAUUUUAAUAAUAAGAUCCCAUGAUUUUCCUGUCUCAGGAACCUUUUUGAUCUGCAGGUCUAUUAUCCAUAGUAUAUGUAUAGAUAUUAUAUCUACCAGCUUUGAAACCUAUUGCACUCUUGCUAUAGAUGUUUAAUGCCACUGCCCCCUGCUGCAUAGGUGUGUCGGUGGGAUAUGGCACUGCAAUACGGCACCUUUCCAACAUUUCCAAAGGUGCCCCAUCACAUACCUCUUGUUCUGCGUCGAUGUCCAAUAGGGCUCAACCUUAAGAGGACCUGUAUGGUGCCAUGCAGCAACUGCAUAAAUUGGUGUUGGAAUAAUUGUGUUUUAAAAAAUCAUGUACAGUACAUAUAUGUGAUUUACUUUUUCAUAUGUCAUGUUUGUUGAAUGUCUUGUAACUGUAUUGUGUGUAUCUGGGAGCUGGAGUAAGGAAAGGUAACAAUGAAUAGGAUGACUUAUAAUUGCACCGCACUUAACUCUCUUCCAGGUCCUAAUUAUAUGACUGGUUUUGUGGUUUACCAAUGGCGAGCUGCCGAUUCAUUGUGGCUCCAGGAAGGACUUGUUUUAAUGCCCUUUGAUUUGGUUUGCUGUCUGCCUGACUGGUGGUGGUGGUGGUGGUGGUGGUGGUUUUGGUGUUGCAUAUUAAAUAAAAACGCACUGUUAUGUU